This is a messenger RNA of Penicillium taxi, 1302 nucleotides long. RefSeq lists its product as uncharacterized. NCBI's taxonomy places the organism in Eukaryota, Fungi, Ascomycota, Eurotiomycetes, Eurotiales, Aspergillaceae. The transcript is spliced from 2 exons. Bases 1 to 1302 code for a protein of 433 amino acids. The record is from RefSeq and is a predicted model, not a curated record.
AUGGAGUACCACGCUGUGCCGCCAGAGGAGCGCGCAAGAGAUGAAAAUGGCAACCUCCUACCUUGGGGCUAUCUUUACAAAGAUGAAUCUCGCAAUCCCCGACGACCACCAGAGGAAACAGGGCCAUUUGGCAAGCGCAGAAACGCCCGAUAUGAAGCACGAUCCCGUACACGCACUGGAACCCCAGCAAAGAGAGAGAACCCCAGUGUAGCUGAGUUCGGACGGUUAUUUGCCCAGCAGCAACAAGAAGAGGAGAAAACAAUCGGCCUGCCUAAAUCAACAUCGUCCGGUAGCCUCGAUAACCCACGGAAGCAGACUGAAAAAGUCGCAACGGAGUGCAUUCUCUAUGGCUACAAGGACAAGGACACCGAGUGGAAAGUGAUCGAUAAAUAUGAGCGCAUCUCACAGGGCAUGAUCUGUGAGGACUACCCACGCAGCGACCCCAACUCCAUGACCCAGUAUGCUCAGCUACUCAGCGGCGGUGACAUCGUGAUCCGCGCAAACCUGUCCGCCGAUGCGAACCGCAAAUCAAAGCGCUACGCUGGAGGCUUCCACUGGAUCAAGGUCACAUUUGACUCGGCCGCCGCCGCAGACAAGGCGAUCUUCUUCUCUCCGCAGGAGAUUGACGGAAAUGUCGUGUUCUGCGAGUUGUUUGACGGCCAUGGCCCUUCAGAUGAUCAACCCAUCCCCGCAGACUCAACACUAGCCAGGAAGCUGAACAACAAAGCUCCUCGCACCCUGACCUCCACACAGUCAUCCUCAUUCCUAUCCAAUAAGUAUUCGGAUCAACAGGACCGGUUCACAUUGCCACGGUCCUUCGCCAUGAACAAUCUCGCAAGUGUCGUCGAUUAUGAUGAGACAGAAGAAGGCCAGUCUUUUUCCUCUGCAACUGUCUCUGGCACUGGGACUACAACUACAGCUACAUCUGCAACUGUGGCCGCGACCCCGACCGCAACCAGUACCAGUACCUCGUUCAGCGACCGAACCUCUUCGCUACAGCAGCGGAAUGUCCCCAGCGAUCCCAAGCCCGAAUCCGAUUUUAUGACACAUAUUCCCACCGUCCGCCGGACGAAGCUACGCCCUCUCACCGAAGCCCUCCCUCCUCAACCCACCGUUACCGAGAGAGUGCUGCGUUCGAUCCCUAUCUUGAGCUGGUUCACUGGUGAUAUCGUUGGAGAUGGCCCACAGCUGCGCGAGGACGGUACAUUCGAUUACGAUAAGUCAACCACCUACUGGCGCUUUUGGUACAUGGUGGACAGAGUUCUUGGCACCGAUGUCUGUGGGCUGAGGGAGGAGUCUUGA